Maylandia zebra (zebra mbuna) is the source of this 3285-nucleotide messenger RNA. It is a transcript of the gene ldlrb, whose product is annotated as low density lipoprotein receptor b. Gene Ontology annotation, biological process: receptor-mediated endocytosis. Lineage: Eukaryota; Metazoa; Chordata; Actinopteri; Cichliformes; Cichlidae. The record is from RefSeq and is a predicted model, not a curated record. Gene Ontology annotation, molecular function: protein binding; calcium ion binding; hormone binding. Gene Ontology annotation, cellular component: signaling receptor complex; apical plasma membrane; plasma membrane.
CGAAGAUAAGCACAUUGAGUGGGCUCAGCGCUGCUUGCUCCCAAUUUCAAACACCCCAGCUGGGAUUGGUGCAACACUCAUGUGACUGAGGCUCUCUAUAUAGUUUUGCUCACAGUCAUCUUUUUAUUCUUGUCAAAGAAAAAGAAGAUAAAAGACGACAUGUCUAAGAUUUGGAAGGGACUCGUAGGACUGUCUGCUUGCUGGUGUCUUUUGACACUUGUUCAUUGUUCGUCUGAAACUGAUGCAGCCUACAUAUGCAACGCCAAUCAGUUUAAGUGCGGAAAUGGGAGGUGCAUCACCCGCAGGUGGAUUUGUGAUGGAAGUGAUGAUUGUGGUGAUGGAACUGAUGAGCUGCCCGCUAGCUGCGGAGUCAAAAUCUGUCGGGAUUCGCAGUUCAACUGUGGCGAUCCCACGAGCCAGUGCAUAUCAAAAGACUGGCAAUGUGACGGCAAAGCCGACUGUACUAACGGCGCUGAUGAGAAAAACUGCACGGCCAAAUAUUGUGACGAUCAUGAGUUUCGUUGUGCCAAUGGCCAGUGCAUAUCCAAGAGCUUUGUUUGCGACAGCAACGAAACCUGCUCAGAUGGCUCAGAUGAGGUUUCCUGUUCCAACACCACCUGUAGCCCUCACUCCUUCCAGUGCAACAACUCAGUGUGCGUGCCGGCGGUGUGGCGCUGCGAUGGAGACAUUGACUGCCCCGAUGGGUCUGACGAGUGGCCCCAGAACUGUGAGGGAAGGGAACCAGAGAAGAAAACACACUGCCAAACUCAUGAGUUCCAGUGUGUGAAUGGGAGUUGUAUCAAAGACAACUGGAAGUGUGAUGGAAUGUUUGACUGCCAGGAUGGUUCAGAUGAGACUAACUGCACGGCCAAGCAGUGUGACGACCGUGAGUUUCGUUGUGCCAAUGGCCAGUGCAUAUCCAAGAGCUUUGUUUGCGACAUCGACAACGACUGCUUAGAUGGCUCAGAUGAGGCUUCCUGUUCCAAAACCAACUGUAACCCUCACUUCUUCCAGUGUAACAGCUCAAUGUGUGUGCCUGCGGUGUGGCGCUGCAAUGGAGACAUUAACUGCGACGAUGGGUCUGACGAGUGGCCCCAGAACUGUGAAGGAAGGAAGCCAGAGAAGACGUGCAGACCUCACGAGUUCCAGUGUGCGAAUGGGGACUGUAUCCCUGGCAACUGGAAGUGUGACGGAGGGUUCGACUGCCUCGAUCAUUCGGACGAGGCUAAUUGCACUCAUUCCACUUGCCGCUCAGAUGAGUUCCAGUGUAAGGACGGCACCUGCAUUAACAAAAACCUCCAAUGUAAUGGACGUGCUGACUGCGGGGACCUCACUGAUGAGAUUGAAUGUGAUACAGUAUGUGAAGGCCCAAACAAGUUCCAGUGUCGCAGUGGGGAGUGCAUCGACACGGAGAAAGUGUGCAACAAGCAGAACGACUGCAAGGACGGGUCUGAUGAACCAGCGAAAGAGUGUGACAACAAUGAGUGUCUGACCGGAAAUGGCGGCUGCUCUCACUACUGCAACGAUCUGAAGAUUGGCUACAACUGCUCCUGCCCUGCUGGAUACAGGCUGAAGGCGGACAACAAAACCUGUGAAGACAUUGACGAAUGUGCUGAGCCAGACACUUGCACUCAGAUCUGCAUCAACUUGCCAGGCAGCUACAAGUGUGAUUGUGAAGAGGGCUAUAUGAUUGACCCUGCGACCAAAACUUGCAAGGCUGAAUCAGGCACAGUGCCCACCUUGUACUUCACCAUCAAACACGAGGUGAGGAAGCUGACAGUGGACCGCAGCGAGUACGUGCGUGUGAUCCCACAGCUGAAGAACGCAGUGGCUCUCGACAUGGAUAUGCCAAACAAGAUGAUCUUCUGGUCUGACCUGUCUCUGAAGAAAAUCUACAGCUCUAUGAUAGAUGUGGCUGGCAAUUCCUCUCACCACAAUGUGGUGGUUGAAAGUGGGAUAGAGGCCCCAGAGGGCAUUGCGGUGGACUGGAUCCAUGGCAACAUCUACUGGACUGACAGUGUUUUGAAGACUAUUUCUGUAGCAACAACGGAUGGCGGUAUGAGGAAGACCCUGAUCGCAACGGACCUGGACAAGCCACGAGCCAUCACAGUCGAUCCAGUAAACAAUUUGAUGUACUGGACAGACUGGGGUGAAGAAGCUAAGAUUGAGAAGAGUGGGCUGAACGGUGCAGAUCGCACUACUUUAGUAAAAGACAACAUUGUGUGGCCGAAUGGCAUCACCCUGGACAUGGUCAACCAACGUCUAUACUGGGUGGACGCCAAGCUGCACUCUCUCUCCAGCAUCGAUGUGAAUGGAGGGGCCCGACACAGUCUCAUUAUUAAUGAGGAAAAACUCUUCCACCCACUCUCCCUGACAGUCUUUGAGGAGAAAGUAUUUUGGACAGAUAUGAGGAAAGCUGCUGUGUUUAGUGCCAACCGCUUGACAGGAAGCGACAUCACUGAGCUGGCAAAGAACCUGGGCCAGCUAAAAGACAUCGUACUGCACCACAACCUCAAGCAGCCAGCCAGUGCAAACUGGUGCACGAAUGGAGGUUGUGAGUUCCUGUGCCUACCUGCCCCUCAGAACGACCCACAGUCUCCCAGAUACACCUGUGCCUGUCCUGAUGGCAUGGUCCUGAGACCUGACAUGAAGAAAUGCGUGGCAGACAACAACAAGUGUUUGACCGGAAAUGGCGGAUGCUCUCACCACUGCAACGAUCUAAAGAUUGGAUACAACUGCUCAUGCCCUGCUGGAUACAGGUUAAAAGCAGACAACAAAACCUGUGAAGACAUUGAUGAAUGCACUGAGCCGGACACUUGCAUUCAGAUUUGCAUCAACCUGCCAGGCAGCUACAAGUGUGAUUGUGAAGAGGGCUAUGAGAUUGAACCUGCCACCAAGACCUGUAUAAAAAGUUAUAUAUAAAAAGUUAAUGCAUUGGUAUUGAUGACCAAUAUUAAUACUACAUUUUACUAUACUGCCACCAAUUGUCUGUUUUGUCGUAUCCACUUAUGGAUGCCAACAGGAGGACAAAUGACCAAAUCUUGGAAUAAACAUAACCAUGUAACACUCACUGAGUUACAGAAAAUGUUUGAAAUGUCAAACAUGGGUCUUAAGGUCAAAUAUUGCCAUCAUAAGUUUCACUAUUAAAACAUUAGCUUCCUUUAAAUCAGUUACCUGUAUUUUCUAAUUCUUGGACAAACUGUAAAUAAUUCCUUAUAUAACCUGAAGUCUGUGCUUUACUCAGUAUUGUUUCACACCUUUAAGGAAAUAAACACUGAAGGCCAA